AUGCUGUUGCAGGUGUGUAUCUGCAUGGACCGCUACAUGGCCGUGGUCCAUCCCAUCCUCUUCACUGGAAACCGGGACAAUAAGAUCCGUUUUGGGAUUUCGGCGGUGGUUUGGGGUCUGAUCCUCGCCUACGCCCUCACCAAGAGCAUCCUGGGGGUCAUGAGCGUGAACGAGCUCUUCAGCGGACUCAUCCUCUUCUCCUUCGCCCUCAUGGUGUUCUGCAACCUCUCCGUGAUCUGGGCUCUGCGGCGCUGCGUGGCCGGGAAGGAGGAGAUGCACCCGGUGAAGAGGAAGGCCUUCAAGAUGGUGCUCAUCAUCCUCGCCAUCAUCGUCUCCAACUACCUGCCGCCCGUCGCUCUCAUGCCCUUCGUGUCCUACUACAGCUUCGUGGCGUUCAGGUGCCAGAUCAGCAUCAGCGUGUUCUCCAUCAUGGACCUGAGCUGCAGCAUCGAACCGCUCCUCUACAUCACCAAGAUGGACCGGGGGGACGCACGCUGCUGCGGACGCUGCUUACACCGGAGGAAGAAGGAGGAGGAAGGGAAGGUGUGAUCGAGACGAAGAGAGAGGUUUCUGUUUGCAGACGUUCCUUUUCUCUUAAAUAAAAUAAUAUGAAACACACAGAGAUGUUUUUGUUUACAUUUAAAU
Messenger RNA from Notothenia coriiceps (black rockcod), 645 nucleotides. Its product is annotated as hydroxycarboxylic acid receptor 2-like. The record is from RefSeq and is a predicted model, not a curated record. The transcript has 2 exons. Gene Ontology annotation, cellular component: plasma membrane. Lineage: Eukaryota; Metazoa; Chordata; Actinopteri; Perciformes; Nototheniidae. Gene Ontology annotation, molecular function: G protein-coupled receptor activity. Bases 1 to 549 code for a protein of 182 amino acids. Gene Ontology annotation, biological process: phospholipase C-activating G protein-coupled receptor signaling pathway; positive regulation of Rho protein signal transduction.